UGUGUGUGUGGAUCAGGGUGGGGUGUUGCGCAUGCACGGUGGCUUUGGCCGUGUAAAUCUCCGUCAGUGUCUGUCUGGAGCGUCCUGCCGCUGCGCCGGAACAAGAGAGAAGAGCCCGUCACCUGAAACAUUUCAUCGUCCACCUUCAGAAUCUCUGCAGGAUUGUCUGGAAACCUUCCUCCAUCGCGUCCGGUUUGUUUUGUGCCGACGGCGGCGGGUGUCAUUGAGCUGCGGGGCGUCGCUUCUCCAAACGCGCAUCGGGAAUCAUUACGCGUGCGGAUCUCCAACCUUCCGCGCAGAGAUGUCCGGAUACCAGGGCAAGAAGAACAUCCCUCGCAUCACUAGUGACCGACUUCUAAUCAAAGGAGCGAAGAUAGUGAAUGAUGAUCAGUCUUUCCAUGCCGACAUCUAUAUGGAGGAUGGAGUCAUCAAGCAAAUCGGUGAAAACCUCAUAGUUCCUGGUGGUGUGAAGACCAUCGACGCCCACGGCGGGAUGCUGAUACCCGGUGGCAUCGACGUUCACACCCGCUUCCAGAUGCCCGAUCGGGGAAUGACAGCUGCUGAUGAUUUCUACCAGGGCACACGAGCUGCUCUCGCUGGUGGCACCACUAUGAUCAUCGAUCAUGUGGUCCCAGAGCCAGGCAUCAGUCUGAUCGCUGCUUUUAACCAGUGGAGGGAGUGGGCCGACCACAAGUCCUGCUGCGAUUACUCUCUGCAUGUGGACAUCACAGAGUGGCACAAGGGCAUGCAAGAGGAGCUGGAGGCGCUGGUCAAAGAUCACGGCGUCAACUCUUUCCUGGUCUACUUGGCCUACAAGGACAUUUUCCAGCUAAACGACUCCCAGAUGUAUGAGGUGUUCAGUAUGAUCAGGGACUUGGGAGCCAUCGCCCAGGUGCACGCAGAGAACGGAGACAUCAUUGCUGAGGAGCAGAAGAGGAUUCUGGGAUUGGGUAUCACUGGUCCAGAAGGACAUGUUCUGAGCCGCCCAGAGGAGGUGGAGGCCGAAGCCAUCAACCGGGCUGUGACUGUCGCCAAUCAGACCAACUGCCCGCUUUACAUCACCAAAGUGAUGAGCAAGAGCGCUGCUGAUGUCAUCGCACAGGCCAGGAAAAAAGGUACCGUGGUGUAUGGGGAGCCCAUCUCAGCCAGCCUGGGGACCGACGGCACUCACUACUGGAGCAAGAACUGGGCCAAAGCUGCAGCCUACAUCACAUCUCCACCCCUCAGCCCCGACCCCACCACCCCGGACUAUCUCAACUCCCUGCUGGCCUGUGGUGAUCUGCAGGUGACUGGCAGUGCUCACUGCACCUUCAGCACUUCCCAGAGGGCCGUGGGCAAGGAUAAUUUCACCCUCAUCCCGGAGGGGACUAACGGUACUGAGGAGAGAAUGUCCAUCAUCUGGGACAAGUGUGUGGUGACAGGUAAGAUGGAUGAAAACCAGUUUGUGGCUGUGACGAGCACCAACGCCGCCAAGAUCUUUAACCUGUACCCACGGAAGGGCCGUAUCGCCGUGGGCUCUGAUGCCGACCUGGUGCUCUGGGACCCCGACACCACCAAAAUCAUCUCUGCUAAGAGCCACCACCUGGCGGUGGAGUACAACAUCUUUGAAGGGACUGAGGUGCGUGGAGCUCCUCUGGUGGUGAUCAGCCAGGGCAAGAUCGUCCUGGAGGAUGCGAACCUCCACACCAUUGAGGGAUCUGGACGCUACAUCACCCGUAAACCCUUCCCAGACUACGUCUACAAGAGGAUAAAGGCCCGCAGCAGGCUUGCUGAGCUGCGUGGAGUCCCACGAGGUCUGUAUGACGGCCCGGUGUGUGAGGUCACUGUGACACCUAAGAUCAUGACCCCUGUCACCUCCGGUAAGACUUCUCCGGUCAAACACACUCCUCAACCGGUUCGUAAUCUACAUCAGUCUGGAUUCAGCCUGUCUGGGGCUCAAAUUGAUGAUAACAUCCCUCGUCGUACAACUCAACGCAUUGUGGCGCCCCCAGGUGGCAGGGCCAACAUUACCAGCCUGGGAUAAAAUCAAAUACUCAUUACAGAGAAAAAAGGAUGGGGUGGGAUGGGGGUUAAAGAAACUUGGGCUUUUCACCCGGGAUCGGUCCAGCUAUCUGGACUGCGUCCCAACAAGCACACCUCUACUUCCUCCUACACUUCUGUCCAGUCAUCCACCCCUGACACCCAUCCUUUUAACUCUAGUGUCCUGAUUUUUGAGUGUCUUUCUUAGAUGAAUAAGUUUCAGGAUUACUUGGCAUAGAACUGGGAUGCUUACUGGAAAGUUUGACUAAACAGUAUACUAGCAUUCUACUAAUUCUUCAGUAUGAAUAAUGUGCAUAGUGUGAGUUUUCUAUAUGCAAUGACCUACUGUACUGUGCAGUAUGAAACAGAGCAUAUUGCACUGUGUACUGUAUCCCAUAAUGCAAUGCAGAUUUCCAUUUCUCAUGCGACGAAUGACCUGGAUAUAAUAACUUUUUCUUUGGUCAGACUGUCUAAAUUAGUUUUUACAUGCAGUAAGAUUAAAAUGCAAAAUAACUAUUUAUUUCGGCCUUGAUAAAUGUGACGUAAACAUGCUUAUUUUUAGCCAAGUGUUCCUGAAUCUUAUCCAGCUAACCAAGAAAUCAACUUUCAACGAAUAGGAACUACCCAGCUAACAAAAAUAUAUUCUAAGAACGUUUUGCUAAAGUUAUUUUUCUCUGAACAUUCAGAACAUCCAGUUAAAAAAAAAAAAAGUUUUAUUUUGGUUAUGUGAACGAAAGAGAAAUCUUUUUGCGAACAUUAUGGGAAUGUUACUUUUAAAUGUUCUCUAAACAUUCUUAAACUAAUGGUUAAAAAUGUUAGAGAAAUGUGGAACUAAAAUGUUUCAGAAAAACGUUCCAUGAAGGAUGUAAAAAUAACAUUUUUGAGUUAACGAUUAAGAACGUUGAGACCAGUUAACUCUGAACGAACGUUCUAAUAAUGUAACUGGAAGAAUGUUUGUUCGUAACUUUGAGAAAACCCUGCCAGAACGAUCUGAUAACGUUUUGUUAGCUAGGUAGUAAUAUCCGUCAUUUGCCUCCACACUUUAAUGUUUUUAUUUGUUUGAAUUCUGGAAAUGAACAGCACAAAACUCCCGCCUGUAUCGUUAUGUAUUAAUCGUGCUGUCACUAUUUUGAUUUGUGGUUUUUCCUUGUAGGAAGAGUCGAUGAGAUAUUUAUUGUUUAGGAUUAAAACCACGUAUGUAUUUUACAUUUUGCAAAAGUGACAACUCUUCAACGAACGCCUGAUUUAUAACAAGUUUUUAGAAUGUUGUUUUAUAAUGAACUUAAUAAUUGAAUAAUAAUUAUUAUUUUUUUUUCCCUAUGUAGCUGUUAUGAUUUCGGUUUCAGGUUGGUGUUUCAACACUCCCUGAGAUCCCUCACAUUUGUCUUCCUCACAUUUUUGCGCUUCGUUAUUUUCUCUCAGUAUUGUUUAACUGCAGUUUUGGAGAUGUUUAGAGCAAAAAAAGAGACUAACAGUGGUGUUUUUGGCCGUGGUGCGCAGUCCUGUGGGGUUUUAGUGUGAUUUGAAUUCACUCAUUUUUCGCUGUAAAUGUCAAACUGUCCAUUCCUACUUUGUCCCACGGUUGCACGAAGGGGGUCUCACCAGAAACAAUACACUACAGUUUAGAAAAUAAAGAAAAACUCUAGGGGCGAACAGCGGAUGGAGAGGGAGGUGCUCUUUUCACCCUUUCAUUUCGGUUUAGGAGGAAGGCUGUUACUAUAGCAACGGUCCCGAUCACUCGGUGUGGAUGCUGAUUAGUUAAGACAACCGUGCCGUGCAGGAGCGCCACCCCAGUAACCUCUUCACACCAGGGGUUUUUUCAUGUGGUGGAUCUCGGCACGGGUUCGACCGUUCCCUGUGACGUCACAGCCGCUCCACGGGGCAGCUACUCACCCCCUUCUGUUCCGUCCCACAACAGAACCGACCUUUACCGUGAGGACAUUCUGAAGGUUGCAGUGACUGUCUGUCAAACGGAUCGUCCGGCAUGUGUAAGGUUGAUCAGUGUUAUUCUAAAUGAAAUGUUAGGUCACAAUGUUUUUCUUACGUUGCAGUUCUGCUUUGUUUUUAUAAAUCGAUUUGCCUGCCUAUUCACCAAGUGAUACAGUUCUUGAUUAAUGUCUGUGAGUGUUGUUAUGACAAGCUGAACAUUUCUCAUGGAAGCUAUGUACACAAUUCAUUAUUCUUCAUGUCUUUGAUUGUUACAAUAAAAUGCAGUUGUGAACAAAA
Cyprinus carpio (common carp) is the source of this 4245-nucleotide messenger RNA. RefSeq names its product dihydropyrimidinase-related protein 2-like. Lineage: Eukaryota; Metazoa; Chordata; Actinopteri; Cypriniformes; Cyprinidae. Gene Ontology annotation, cellular component: cytosol; cytoplasm. Gene Ontology annotation, molecular function: hydrolase activity, acting on carbon-nitrogen (but not peptide) bonds, in cyclic amides. The record is from RefSeq and is a predicted model, not a curated record.